Messenger RNA from Penicillium malachiteum, 729 nucleotides. RefSeq lists its product as uncharacterized. NCBI's taxonomy places the organism in Eukaryota, Fungi, Ascomycota, Eurotiomycetes, Eurotiales, Aspergillaceae. The record is from RefSeq and is a predicted model, not a curated record. Bases 1 to 729 code for a protein of 242 amino acids. The transcript has a single exon.
AUGUCAAGAUGUGAGACAUACUCAACUGUCCCAUCUUACAUUGUCGAUCUGAUCGGAAACCACAAUAAUCGCAUCGUGAACCAACCGAAUGCAAUCAAUCAUACAGGAGACUACGUCUACCAAGUUUCAGCUUUGACUGCAAUGCAAGCUACCUUCCCAUCACUUUUCCGACGCGAGUUUUUUCGAGGUCCCUUUGUUUUCAACCUGACCGAUAUGCAUCAAAGCAACAUUUUUAUUGAUGACGAUUGGCAUAUCACUUGUCUUGUUGAUCUUGAAUGGGCUUGCUCCCGACCGAUUGAAAUGAUUCGUACACCAACAUGGCUUACGAACCAAGCCUGUGACGAGAUUGCUGAAGAUACUAGUGAAUAUAACAAAAUCAGGUCUGAAUUUAUCGACAUCAUGGCAAAUGAAGAGAUGUUGACUGAGUUGACCUCGGAAAAUAUCAGUCUUUCUGAGAUAAUGAACCGCAGCUGGGAAACUGGGACAUUCUGGUUUUCUCUUGUACUUGCAAGCCCGACUGGAAUAUUUUCUGUGUUUUAUAAACAGAUACAGCCACGCUUCAUGGAUUUUUGCCCAAGUCAUCAUAGCACAGACAACUACCAGAACUUCCUGGAGAUUAUGCCAUGGUACUGGUCCAAAGAUUUAGUACGAAUUGCGGCACGUAAGAAACAGGAUAGGAAGGGAUAUGAUGAUCAGUUGAAGGCAGCUUUUGGGAUUUCAGAAGAAUAA